Striga hermonthica is the source of this 408-nucleotide messenger RNA. The record is from the annotation of a GenBank genome assembly. NCBI's taxonomy places the organism in Eukaryota, Viridiplantae, Streptophyta, Magnoliopsida, Lamiales, Orobanchaceae.
CAUUUCUACACUUCUCAGCCUUGAUUCAAAACCAAUUUAAGUCUUCCAUCAAAACAUUUCAAUGUGAUGGUGGAGGUGAGUUCAUGGCACUUAAACCCAUUUUUCUUCAAAAAGGCAUACUUUUCUACAUCUCUUGCCCCUAUACUCCUGAACCAAACGGUUGGCUGAACGCAAACACAGACACAUUGUCCAGGUUGGACUCUCCUUACUUACUCAAUCAAACCUUUCUUUUUCCUUUUGGGAUGAAGCCUUUGCUACUAGUUCUUACCUUAUCAACAGAACACCCAACAAAAUCAUUGAUUAUCAGUCUCCCUUUGAAGCCCUUCAUCACAAACAACCAAAUUACCAUGACCUUAGAUCCUUUGGUUGUCUUUGUUAUCCCCUACUCAAACCUUACAACAAACAUAA